Messenger RNA from Hevea brasiliensis (rubber tree), 3603 nucleotides. RefSeq names its product extra-large guanine nucleotide-binding protein 1. Lineage: Eukaryota; Viridiplantae; Streptophyta; Magnoliopsida; Malpighiales; Euphorbiaceae. Gene Ontology annotation, biological process: G protein-coupled receptor signaling pathway. The transcript is spliced from 8 exons. Gene Ontology annotation, molecular function: G-protein beta/gamma-subunit complex binding; guanyl nucleotide binding; GTPase activity. The coding region runs from base 449 to 3235 and encodes 928 amino acids. The record is from RefSeq and is a predicted model, not a curated record.
CUAAAAGCCUCAACUUUUUUUUAUUUUGUUUUUUUUGCCGUUGCCUUUCUCCCUCUUUCACCUUCUACAUUUUCCCACGUCAUUUUCCUGCUUCCCAAACACACGCCCUUUUCAUUUUAUCCCUAGGAUUUUCCAUUUUGCGUCUUCUUUCUUAAUUAUUUACUUCUGGGUACCCUGAAACCCUUUUUGUGUGUGUGUGUGUGUGUUUCAAGGUCAGCUGAGCUCCAUUUCGCUCUGCUUCCAUCAUCCCCUUUUGUUUUCCUUUUUCUUUCCUUGUAAACCUAGCUACAUAAUUGAGCUACUUCCACUUUGAUUCAAAUUUGAGCUCAAAAAGGAGGAAGAUAAGAAAAAGGUACAGCGACCUUCUCCUCCCCCUUUUUAACUAUGAGUCUUGAACUUUGGUUUGCAAUUUAGCGGUUAUUGGUUUAAACAAGGAAAAGGAAAAAUAAUGCCACUGGAGACCGAAAAUGGGGUUCACUACUCCUUUGCAUUGGAAUAUAAUGGCCCGCCGUUGUCUUAUGAUCUCCCACGCGCCGUUCCGAUUAACGUCAAACAAAUUCCGGUCGCUGCCGUCGUGUCUCAUCUAUCUCUCCCGGAUAAACUAUCUUUGCCGGUCGUUAAACCACUGUUACCCGCCGGUCCAGGUAAAAACCUCUCUAAAGAGUUAAAAUCUAUUGUCUCUCAAAAAGAGCCGGGAUCCGAAGAAGCAGCAACAACGGUGUCUCCCACUUUAGUCAUCGAUAGAGCCAUAGAGAGUAACCAAGAUUGCAGGUUGUCGGGCGAGCUGACUAGCUCAGGUGCGUUGGAGUUUUCCACUGGGCCGUGUGGGUCGCCUUGCAUUAGCAAGGAGCUCUCUAUUGAAUUGCUAAAUGGGGGCAGGAGCUCCAGUACCAUAGAGUUCUCUGAUAGUUUUGAUAAUAAAUCGCGGGAAAGUACAUCGAGAUUGAGGGUUUCGAAUGAAUUAAGUCAGGAUUGGGCUUCCAGUGAAUCGGUUUUAAGCAUUGAUUACCCAUCUUCGCGGGUUUCUAGUCUUAAACCUUCUGGGGAGUGUCAUACUCAUAACGAGGGAAAUGAGGAUGGUAGGCGAGCCCGUGUUGUUGCUUUUUGUGAUGUUGAAUCAGAUAGUGGUGUUGUUGGUGGUGAUUAUAGUGAAGAGUUGGGCGAGGAGGAGCCGAGGUUUGUGCGGGUUAAGAGAGAACCGCAGAGUAAAGGGAAGAAAGGGACUUGUUAUAGGUGUUUUAAGGGUAAUAGGUUUACUGAGAAGGAAGUUUGCAUUGUUUGCGAUGCCAAGUAUUGUAGUAGUUGUGUGCUUAGAGCUAUGGGGUCGAUGCCUGAAGGAAGGAAAUGUGUUACUUGUAUUGGGUAUCCCAUUGAUGAAUCGAAAAGAGGGAGUUUGGGAAAGUGUUCGAGAAUGCUUAAGCGAUUGCUGAAUGAUUUGGAGAUUAGACAGAUAAUGAAGGCUGAGAAGUUGUGCGAGGCAAAUCAGUUGCCUCCGGAGUUUGUUUGCGUAAAUGGAAUGCCCCUUUCCCAUGAGGAGUUGGUUGUUUUGCAGAGUUGUCCAAACCCUCCAAAGAAGUUGAAACCUGGAAGCUAUUGGUAUGAUAAAGUGUCUGGUCUGUGGGGAAAGGAAGGACAGAAGCCUUCCCAGAUCAUAAGUCCCCAUUUGAAUGUUGGGGGUCCUAUUAACGUGAAUGCUAGCAAUGGAAACACACAAAUUUACAUAAACGGCCGGGAGAUCACAAAAGUAGAGCUUAGGAUGUUGCAGCUGGCUGGAGUUCAAUGUGCUGGCAACCCACAUUUUUGGGUGAAUGAGGAUGGAUCAUACCAAGAAGAGGGGCAGAAGAAUACUAAAGGUUACAUUUGGGGCAAGGCGGGAAUGAAGCUUGUCUGUGCUUUCUUAUCACUCCCUGUUCCCGCUAAAUCUUCAAAUUCUUGUGGAGAACAAGUUAACAGUAUGAUGAGCAGAAGUGUCCCAGACUACAUUGAGCAGAGAACGCUUCAGAAGAUUCUUUUAGUUGGAUACGGCGGAUCUGGGACAAGUACUAUUUUUAAGCAGGCCAAGAUUCUUUACAAACCUGUCCCUUUCACAGAGGAUGAGCGUGAAAACAUUAAAAUGACAAUUCAGAGCAAUGUGUAUGGUUAUCUUGGUAUACUUCUCGAGGGGCGUGACCGUUUUGAAGAAGAAUGUUUGGCCGAAAUGAAGAAAGGGCAAUCUUCUGAUGAAGCUGACUCCAUUGGGAGUAGCAAUAGCAUCAAUUGCAAAACUAUCUAUUCUAUCGGUCCAAGGCUUAAAGCAUUCUCAGAUUGGCUUCUGAAGAUUAUGGUGGCAGGAAAUUUGGAAGUGAUUUUUCCAGCAGCCACUCGGGAAUAUGCACCAUUGGUAGAAGAGUUGUGGAAGGACCCUGCCAUUCAGGCCACUUACAACCGGAGAAAUGAAUUGGAAAUGUUGCCUAGUGUUGCUAGUUAUUUCUUAGAAAGGGCUGUUGACGUAUUGAGAACAGACUAUGAACCCUCAGAUUUGGAUAUCCUGUAUGCUGAGGGCGUUACUUCAUCAAAUGGGCUUGCUUGUUUGGACUUCUCAUUUCCCCCAUCAGCAUUUGAUGAUAAAUUUGACACUGAUGAUCCCCACGGCUCUCUUCUCAGAUACCAACUGAUUAGUGUACAUGCACGAGGGCUGGGAGAGAACUGCAAGUGGCUUGAGAUGUUUGAAGAUGUUGGGAUGGUCAUUUUCUGUGUUGCAUUGAGUGACUAUGACCAAUAUGCAGUUGAUGGCAAUGGGUGUUCUACAAACAAGAUGUUGAUGAGCAGGAGAUUCUUUGAGAGUAUUGUUACUCAUCCCACCUUUGAUCAGAUGGAUUUUCUUUUGUUACUGAACAAAUUUGAUCUGUUGGAGGAAAAGAUUGAACGUGUUCCAUUGACUGAGUGUGAAUGGUUUGAUGAUUUCUAUCCUGUGAUCAGCCGUCAUAAAUCUAGCAGCAACAGGAAUAGCAUCAAUUGUAACCCUUCACUUGGUCAGCUGGUUUUCCACCAUGUUGCUGUCAAGUUCAAGAAGCUUUAUGCUUCACUAACAGGAAAGAAGUUGUAUGUUUCUUUGGUUAAGGGGCUGGAACCUGAUAGUGUUGAUGGAGCUCUUAAAUAUGCAAGGGAGAUUUUGAAGUGGGAAGAAGAAAGACCCAACUUCAGCCUGAGUGAGUAUUCUUUUUAUAGCAACGAGGCAAGCUCCUAUUCCCCUUAAUCGGUAAAUCAUAAAGGGUUUGUAAAUGGAUCUUCUACAACAUUUGUCAUUGCCAGUGUUCAUAUAUAAUGGCAUGUAAAUGAACCAGUGAAGAUGCUUCUUUUCUAUAAGCCAUUGCAGCUAUAUGAUCCCUUAAAUCAUCUAGGUAUUAUCCAAGUCUUGUGCUGCUAUAUAGUUUCGUAGAUUUCCAGCAUACAGUUAGGAUGAAACAUUAGUUUUCAAUGUUAUACGAUGAAAGAAUCACCUGAUAUUGUGUGUGUGUGUUUUUUUUUUUUUUGGUACCAUGCUCUGUAGUUAUUUUACCUUUGAAACUGGAUUCAAAUAUUCAUUUGUAAUAUAAGAUGAUAUUACUUUGGAUCCUGUAACAA